CACAUGUUUACACACAGCCCAGCCGUCGACCUCCGUUGUGUGGAACACUGAACAUGGCCGGUGUCACCCUCCGCCUCUACACAGUCGAUGCCUUCACUGACGUCCCCUUCAAAGGCAACCCGGCUGCCGUCUGUCCCUUGCCGUCCCAAGUUAAUCUAGACGAUGAUAUCCUGCAGAAGAUCGCCAUGGAGAUGAACCUGUCUGAAACUGCAUUUAUCAAACUUUUAGACAAGUCGGAUAGUUUCAAGGAAAGUAAUACGUUUGGUUUGAGGUGGUUCACUACAAAAGAAGAAUUCAAAUUGUGCGGCCAUGCUACAUUGGCAUCAGCAGCUGUUUUGUUUGGAAAAUUGGACAACAAACAGGAUCGUAUCGUGUUUAAGACUCUGAGUGGGGAUUUGAUUGUUAAACGUGAAGGGGAGUGGAUCCACAUGGACUUCCCCGUUGGCGCUGCUCUGAAAGAGGAUCAAAGUCAACAUGAGCAGUUAGUAGCGUCGUUAGGGGAUGUAUCGGGCGUGAGCGACAUCGUCUACUGCGAUUCCCUGCGUUAUUUACUUCGUACGACUUCACGACGGAUGGUCCAGGUAAUAGGAGAAUUUGAGUCCUGGACGCCCGAUAUAUCGGCCAUGCAGAGAUCCACCGAUAGACUGGUUCUUGUCAUUGUCACCACCAGAGGGCCUCCCGGUGAUGGUUACCAGAGUGACGGUGGCGCCUCCUACGAUUUUGUUUCCCGUUGUUUUGUACCUUGGGACGAUAUACCCGAAGACCCUGUCACCGGAUCUGCGCAGACAGUUCUUGCGCAUUACUGGGCACAACACUCUAUACAGAUGCUCGUUGCCUUCACUGACAUGAUAGGCUAUCCUGGUCGCCGCCUUGUAACAAUUAAACCAAAUUUCACAACAAUCUUCUUUCUUGUAGCGAGGCAGUGUUCUGCACGCGGUGGGGAGAUCGUGGUCAAGCUGAGAGGUGACCGGGUGGAACUUCUGGGUAAAGCUGUCUUUGUCAUGGACGGAGAGAUGAAACUGUAGCCAUAGUAACCAGAAACAGCCGGACAUAACUACAAUUGUUCAGUGAUAUAAUGAAUACAUAUCCUGCUUUGUUGGGCUCAAUCCUUGCCAUUACAAAACAUGCGCCCAUUCUCAAUAAUACCUCAUCUGGUUCAUAUUUCAUGUUUGUGUUGCUGUGAAUACAAUCGUAUUUUUCACGAUCA
Messenger RNA from Haliotis rubra (blacklip abalone), 1207 nucleotides. Its product is annotated as phenazine biosynthesis-like domain-containing protein 1. Gene Ontology annotation, molecular function: isomerase activity. Gene Ontology annotation, biological process: biosynthetic process. NCBI's taxonomy places the organism in Eukaryota, Metazoa, Mollusca, Gastropoda, Lepetellida, Haliotidae. Gene Ontology annotation, cellular component: cytoplasm. The record is from RefSeq and is a predicted model, not a curated record. The transcript has 9 exons. Bases 54 to 1025 code for a protein of 323 amino acids.